Messenger RNA from Gymnodraco acuticeps, 4729 nucleotides. Its product is annotated as cAMP-dependent protein kinase catalytic subunit alpha-like. Gene Ontology annotation, molecular function: cAMP-dependent protein kinase activity; protein kinase A regulatory subunit binding; ATP binding. The coding region runs from base 750 to 1871 and encodes 373 amino acids. The transcript is spliced from 10 exons. Gene Ontology annotation, cellular component: cAMP-dependent protein kinase complex; nucleus. NCBI's taxonomy places the organism in Eukaryota, Metazoa, Chordata, Actinopteri, Perciformes, Bathydraconidae. The record is from RefSeq and is a predicted model, not a curated record. Gene Ontology annotation, biological process: peptidyl-serine phosphorylation.
GCCAAUCAGAGCCAGUGGAAGGAGGGACCCAGUGGAUGGAUGACUGGAGUUUCCCUUGCGGUCUGAAGAUUAAUGGAAGGGGUCUGUUGAUCUUAGGAAUCGACUAUCAGAUGGUCGGUCCAUGGAAACCAUUGCACUUGAUGCCUGGUUUAGAAACGAAUGGAGAUAAAUACAAUUAAAAUAUCCAACAGCGGAAAAAACGACUAACCUGGACACCACUUUUGUUAUUCACGUCUCAACUGAAAAGGCCUGCCUUCACAGAGAUAGCACCUGGUUAGUUCAGGCCAGGAUACUACUGCGAGUGACGCUAAAAGCUAACACUAGCUUGCUCGUACGAUAGGCGGAAAGCGAAUUUGACGAUCUGUCUAACGGCACGGACUCGAUUCUGGAUAAACCAAGCUAUCACUGGAAAUAAAGGACAGUCGAGUGACAUCUUGAUUUGCCACUGCUCGCUUGGAAAUUGACGAGCCAACACUCCGAGGCUAACAUCCACUGGUUGCUAGAGUUAGCUUGUGUGCUAGCCUAGCCAGCCUACAGCGUCAGUGUUAGCUUCAGACUUGGAUAUACUCGCUCGGGUUGAGUUUCCGAACUCCCUAAGGAGGGGUAUUGGAAGACAUUUAUUUACACACAGUCCAAUAAUGAUUGCUGUUAGCUAGUAGCUAGCUGUCAGCGUCAUUGAGCCCAGCGACAGCGUUAGCGGUGUAGCAACACUCAACGACUUGCAGAGGAGCCCACCAUCAGCCUUCAUCAUGGGCAACACGCCCACCGCAAAGAAGGGCAAUGAGAUGGAGAGCGUGAAGGAGUUUCUUGCCAAAGCCAAAGAAGAUUUCCUGAAGAAAUGGGAGAACCCAGCACAGCAAACUGCGGCAUUGGACCAAUUUGAGCGUUUGAAGACCUUAGGCACCGGGUCGUUUGGUCGAGUCAUGCUGGUGAAACACAAAGAGUCGGGCCAGCAUUUUGCCAUGAAGAUACUUGACAAACAGAAGGUAGUGAAGCUGAAGCAGAUAGAACACACACUGAACGAGAAACGCAUCCUGCAAGCCGUCAGCUUCCCCUUUCUGGUGCGACUGGAGCACUCUUUUAAGGACAACAGUAAUCUCUAUAUGAUAAUGGAGUAUGUACCCGGUGGAGAAAUGUUCUCGCACUUAAGGAGAAUCGGUAGAUUCAGGCUACUGAAAUAUUUAAUCAUAUCACUGGUUCGCUGUAAAUAUCGCACCCCUGAUGUGUUUUGCAGUGAACCGCACGCGCGCUUCUACGCAGCCCAGAUUGUACUGACCUUUGAAUACCUUCACUCGCUGGAUCUCAUCUACCGAGACCUUAAACCUGAGAACCUGCUCAUUGACCAGCAAGGCUACAUACAGGUAACAGAUUUUGGAUUUGCAAAAAGGGUGAAGGGCCGAACCUGGACGCUUUGUGGGACCCCAGAGUACCUGGCACCGGAGAUCAUCCUCAGUAAAGGUUACAAUAAAGCCGUGGACUGGUGGGCUCUGGGAGUGCUGAUAUAUGAGAUGGCUGCCGGUUACCCUCCCUUCUUUGCUGACCAGCCUAUUCAGAUUUACGAGAAGAUUGUAUCAGGGAAGGUUCGCUUUCCCUCCCACUUCAGCUCAGAUCUGAAGGAUCUGUUGAGAAAUUUGCUGCAGGUGGACCUUACCAAGCGCUUUGGCAACCUCAGGAAUGGAGUCAACGAUAUCAAGGGCCACAAGUGGUUUGCCACCACCGAUUGGAUCGCCAUCUACCAGAGGAAGGUGGAAGCUCCCUUUAUUCCUAAGUGCAAAGGCCCCGGUGACACGAGCAACUUUGACGACUACGAGGAAGAGGAAAUCAGAGUCUCCUUCACAGAGAAGUGUGCAAAGGAGUUUGCCGAGUUCUAGAUUCCAUCCAUGAGAAGCAGAGAGAGAGAGAGAGAGAGAGAGAGAUUUUAGAAAGUAAAAUGGGGUCUGAAGGAAAGAAGCGCUAGGGUGGACUGCUAACUUGCUUAUUUGUAAUGACGACAACAAUGUAAAACCCCCCCUUCCCCAAUGGAAAGGUAGGCAAAGUGAAGAAAGAUCCAACAGAACCAGCAGUGUUGCCUUUUCUGAUUGUUUCUCAACUGUUACCUAUUGAUUUUAUUUAUCCCUCUUGUGUUUGUGACGGGCUGGAAGAGAACAGGUAUAGGUAGUGGCUGUCCAGCUGUACGUGUAUCUUUCUGACGGUGUAAUGACAUGUUUUCAGUCUUUGCAGGUUGAGGCAUUGAUUUUCUUUUAGGUACUGAAUCUGCUAGGCUCUUUUUUUUUUUCGAAUGGACCCUCUCUACAAGCUUCUCAAAGAGUAAUUGUUGUAUCUUGUCACCCUGGUUCCCCCCCCCCCCUCCAUCCCUCCAUCCUGAAUCUGUCCAAGCAAUACCAAGUCCAACAGAUGUGCCUAUCAUAAUGCCAACUGGUUGGAAAACUUUGUCGAAAGCACUGGUGCAGAGCUUUGGCUACGGUGGCAUCAGCCCUUGUGCCCGUUUGGUUUAAAGCUUGAAAACUCUCUGCACCUGCCUUUGUCUGCUAGAUAUGGCAUGAUUAUUGGGUGGAUGAUGCGCUCACUGCUCGCAGUUGAAGCAGCGGUGACCUCUUUGAUCGGAGUGAGAAUGAUUUAUCACAGUAAACUUCAUCUAGGUCUUACUCCUUUUGGGGACCUGUGAGAAAUGGUAAACAUGAGGUUUGCAUUUAAGUCUGUCUUUCUCUUAGCUGAAUUUAUUAGAGCAUUUUAAGAAUCCUAUUGGUGAUCAUGUGUCCUUCUGUCAAUCUCUGUGCUUGUGUGUUAUUUAGUGCUCAAGGGUGGGUUAAAAAGCUGUGAUUUAGCAGCAACUAACAUUGUGGUCACACUCCUGACUAUUGUUUAUUUAAUUCAUAGUACAUUUGAUUUAUGAUAUAUAUAUAUAAUAUAUAUGAUAUAUAUGUAUGAUAUAUAUAUAAUAGAGUACAUGAACUAUCCAUCUUUUUCAACAUUGUCUCAUAGCUGUGAAACUGAAAUUAAGAUUUCAUAAAUAAACAAAUAUAAAUUCUGCCAAAUUUGCAAACUGAGAACAUUGCAAAGUGUUCUGUAUGUAACUACGACGGUGGUGGAUUUUAAUACGCAAAAAAAGUAGCAAAACGUUUCAACAAAAUGUGCAUGUUAUUUUUGUACAAUAUCACUUUUAAAGAGAGAUAGCAUUAUGGUUUUGUGCUGAGGUACACGAGCUCAUGGAUAACAUGCUUAACUAUUAAAUGGACUCUCAGGAGCUCGAUUUUAAAGAUGGAACAAGACCAAGUCCAAUGUGUCAGAAAGUUCUUCUAGGCUUCUCACCUUGAUAAUUAUGAUUUUUCCUUCCUCCCUUUUAUCUUGUAUAUACCCUACAUGUAACACCUUCAGAUAGAUUUGCAGUCCAACCAAACAUUUUGGGACUGAUGAGAUUGGAGUGUUUUGUUUCAGUUUUCCAGCUUUCUAUGUAACAAAUUAAACUAAGGAAGCUCUCCUAAAGCUGUCCCCUUUUGCCAAGUUUAUUUCUGUGGAUGCAAGACAAUCGCAGACCAAUCUAAUUGCUGGUUUGUUGACUGAACACUUGGUUUUGAUGAAGGAUGUUUGCUUUCGCCCCUCCUCCCCCUCCAUAGGCCCUAGGUGCUAGACUUUGUCCAUCUCACUGAAAAGCUUCUGUGAAUUGUUAGAUGUGCAUCAAUUUGUCAUAAAGUCUUGUAACAUGACAUUUUUUUGAGAAUGUUUUUCAACUCUAAAUGAUUUCAGUAGGCUUGAGUUAUUAUUUUGGCUGUCUCUUAAUGUAAUUGAGAUCAAACACAGGAUAUAUUUUUUUGAAUGUCUUGAUGGAGAUGGUUCAACACUGUUUGGAAACAUGAUGUGUAUUUUUUAUAAUACAUGUUUCUCCAGUCAGCUUGGUUUUUCUUGCAUGUGGUAAAGCAACCCAACGACAAGACAUCUCCUGGACCUGGAACGUAUUUGAGUAUCAUUGUUUCCACUGCCGACAGUCUCAUCACUGUUUACCCAUUUCUUUGAGCGUCACAUUGAACAAUGCAGUGGAUCACCAACCAACUUGUCCAGUCCUUUGCAAAUACUGAAGCACAUGCCACAUCCUUUCAAAUCUCCUAUUUAAUUGAUUUGUGCUAAUUAUUUGAAACUUUUAAGACACUAUUUAAUGCUUUGAAGAGAGCACAUGUAAUAUCUUUAUGUUCUGACAAAUGACUAAAUCAGAGUUGGUGGGUGGAAGGCAAAGCCAUUCGAUCCACUUCAGACACUGAGGCCAUCACAAUGCAUACUUUUUGUUUCCCAUACAAAACUUCUUGUGGAUUGUCUUUAAUUAUCUUUUAUCAGCUGAACACUAUCAACUGCUCUGUGCUAAUUUUAGGUUUUUUCUCCUGUGUUUGCCUUCUAAUUUCAUCAAGUUUCCACACUCUUCAUUCAAACAUAACACUUUUUACAUCUGAGAUGUUUUGCGUUCAUAUUUUCUAAUUGUAUUUUCAAAAAAAAGAAGCAAAAAAAGCAAAAACAGAACAUUAAUCUUUUCCUCAUGACCUGGGUACAGUGAUUGUGUAGUCUAUUGUACCUUUUGGGAAACAAUACUGUAUAUCCUUGCCUUCGACAGUCUUAACUAUCUUACCCUCUGGAGAACUUGACAGAUACCCUUAGAACACAAUGAGUAUGUUAAAAAAAAUAUACAUAAAGUAAUAUUUUGCAAAAUGUAUCAUUCCAAUAAACUUUUACUUGUUAAGACUAA